CUAUCAUACAAACUCAAAACACAUUUCAAAAGCAAUAACUUCUCUAUCUCUCCUUCUCAUAGUUUUGUAUUAAUUAUAAUUUUUCUUAUCUAAGCUCUAAAUUAGUAAUUAUCAUGGCCAAGGCAUCAGAUCCACUUGUAGUUGGAAGAGUAAUUGGAGAUGUAAUUGAUAAUUUCACACCAACUGUGAAAAUGACAGUUACUUAUAACUCCAACAAACAGAUUUUCAAUGGCCAUGAGCUUUUCCCUUCUGCUGUUACUUUUAAACCUAAGGUUGAGGUUCAAGGAGCUGAUAUGAGAUCCUUUUUUACUCUGGUGAUGACAGACCCAGAUGCACCUGGUCCUAGUGAUCCAUAUCUGAGAGAGCAUUUGCACUGGAUAGUGACAGACAUUCCAGGAACAACAGAUGAUACUUUUGGAAGGGAAGUGGUGAGCUAUGAAAUGGCAAGGCCAAACAUAGGAAUACACAGGUUUGUGUUUCUUCUGUUCAAGCAAAAAAGAAGGCAGACAGUGAAGGCACCAACAUCAAGAGAUAGGUUUAAUUCGAGAAAAUUUGCAGAAGAAAAUGAAUUAGGUUUGCCAGUUGCUGCUGUUUUCUUUAAUGCUCAGAGAGAAACUGCUGCAAGAAGACGCUAACUCAUCAUUCAAAAGCUUCAUCAUCAGCAAGAAAGAAAUAAAAGUUCACCACAAAUAAAAAUAUUAAUAGCAGUACUGAUUUGGAUCUUAGUGCAGGGGUAUUUAAUUAAAAGAAAAAUAUUGAAAAAGCAAAAAGAAGGUGAUGGGAACUUUGUUUUACCUAAAAUGUAAGAAGCUGAUUCGGGGAUAUAUAAGUGUAUUAUAUAAUAUUUAUUGCAUGCAGGUUUGAGCAGAAGAAUUUUAAAAAGACUUGUUAUUGUUGCUAUGAUUGUUAAAUACGAGUCUUUUGUCUUGCUAUAAAAUGAUAAAUGUUGUGAGGUUUUGAGUUCAAA
Molecule: messenger RNA, 967 nt
Organism: Mercurialis annua (annual mercury)
Lineage: Eukaryota; Viridiplantae; Streptophyta; Magnoliopsida; Malpighiales; Euphorbiaceae
Product: CEN-like protein 2
Exons: 4
Coding region: 114-635 (173 amino acids)
Biological process (GO): vegetative to reproductive phase transition of meristem; negative regulation of flower development
Cellular component (GO): cytoplasm; nucleus
Source: RefSeq, a predicted model, not a curated record